GCUUCCCGCCCGCAGCUCGCACAGACCCUUGCCUUCCGCAUCGCCUGCUGGCUGCGAGACCUUUCCCACAGGUAUUGGCCCCCUUUUUCGCAAGGGUUGCCCCGACACAGCGCCAGCUCCAGACAGCCCCUCAGACGCCCGAGAAAAAAUUACCCCACCAUCCUCACCCAUCCAUCCCACCUUGGGCACUGCGCGACGGAGCGGGCUGUGUGGGCGUCCUUUUCCACUCUUCAAUUUGAUGAUCUGAGUCGGCGCCUAGUAGGGGUCGACACGAGUCGGGCGGGUACCUCAGACUCCUUAGCCAAACGCCCUGCAGCACAACUGUGCCGGAACCGACCACCUGGAUUCCGUCCCCAGCUAUUUUAGCCCGCUGGCGACCGUUCUCUUCCCUCUCCCUCGUUUUGAUCGACACAUUCACGGCCCGCCACAGAGCGCGUUAUUCAUUGCAGAUCACCGGCUGCUUUGUGCAGACAACUCUCCCGAAACCCAGGAAUCGGGCAAACAGACGCCAGUCCGUCUGUGCAACCACGUUCUAGCUGGAUAAAGCUUCUGCAGCUUGUCCAGUACUGUGUCAUCUGGCAUUUUAGCUCGACGACUGCCCAACACUGCUCCAGUCAUAAAAUAGCGAUUCUCUUCUCCUCGCGGCCUAGCCUGCUGCCCCUCCGUUCCCUCCCGCCACAACUCCUGGAAAACCCCCUGGCAAGCCACAAUCGGCGUGCCACCUCCGAGAUACCCAGACCGGUCUUGAGUCUCUGCGACGAAAUAGGGUCUGCAUCAGUUGGUGGAACCGCGGCCGUUCGAUAAGGGGCGGGAAAGUGAUUUCCAAGCGUCAUAAGGAAGCCCAGAGCUACGAUCCCGAUCCCGACACCGAAAUUGAGCAUCCCGAAAGCUCCGGCAACGGUGAACACGGAAAAUAUUUGUGACGUGCCACAUCACCGAGCCCAACAUGGCCGACCCUUUUGCGCCGCGCUCCAUGAAGCGCAGGAACGUCAAGGGGCUCGCCCUGACGCCUGCCGCGCCGAAACCUCCGCCGACACUCGAAGCCCCAUCCCACAAAGACUCAGAGCACGCACAGCUGGAAAUCGGAAUCGAGUUCAACCUGGACCUGCGUCCUGAGGACCUCGAAGUCAUCAAAGACCUUGGUUCCGGCAAUGGAGGCACCGUCAGCAAGGUCCUGCACAAGCCGACAAACACAAUCAUGGCCCGCAAGGUCAUUCACGUGGAAGCGAAACGAGAGAUGCGCAAGCGCAUAGUCCGAGAGCUACAGAUCAUGCACAGCUGCAAUUCCGAGUACAUCGUCACAUUCUACGGCGCCUUCCUGAACGAGAAUAACGACGUCAUCAUGUGCAUGGAAUACGCGGAUGUUGGAUCUCUCGAUCGUGUGUCGAGGGUAUUUGGCCCUAUUCGGGUGGAUGUCCUGGGCAAGAUCGCUGAGGCAACCCUGGGCGGCCUGACUUACCUGUACUCCAAGCACCACAUCAUGCACCGCGACAUCAAGCCGUCGAACAUCCUCGUAAACUCCAGAGGAUCAAUCAAGCUUUGCGACUUUGGAGUGUCCGGCGAGCUUGUCAACUCGAUUGCCGACACUUUUGUCGGGACAUCAACUUACAUGGCACCUGAGCGGAUUCAGGGAGAGAAGUAUACGGUCAAGUCGGACGUGUGGAGUUUUGGUCUUACCAUCAUGGAGUUGGCCAUCGGCAAGUUCCCGUUUGCGGCUAGUGAGCAGCUUUCCGAUGCCGAGUCCGCACCUGCCGGUAUUCUCGACCUGCUGCAACAGAUUGUGCACGAGCCGGCCCCGAGUCUCCCCAAGAGCGACGCGUUCCCACAGAUUCUCGAGGACAUGAUUCAGAAGUGUCUUUUCAAGAGCCCGGACGAGAGGCCAACGCCUCAAGAGCUCUUUGACCGAGACCCGUUCGUGCAGGCUGCCAAGAGGACUCCUGUCGACCUGCGCGAUUGGGCCUUUGGGCUGAUGGAGCGCGACAACCGCAAGUCGCACCUCGCCCCGCAGCUGUCGCCUGCGACGCAGGACAUGCUGCGGACGAGUGAUGAAGAUGGUACAUUAGAGACCCCAACAUCAGCAUUUCGAGCCGAUCCCCGACAACGCGGAGCGGAGGGUUCGGCGGGCUUGGCAGAGCAGGUGGACCGACUGUACAUCCAAGACUGGGACCACGAGUAGCCUCGACAAGCUCGGUGCCCACGGUCUCGGGUGGCUACCAUGACACCCCGACUGGUCAUCCCGCCGGCCCCUACCCCGCUGCCCCGGGGAGCGCGAGCAGAGCGACGUUUGGCCUUCCGAUACGACCGGCUCCCAGAGAUCCUGGGCCGCCGCCGCCGCCCCCGAAAGAGACGGCCGACGAGCAACGAAGAGAAAGCCGACGGCAAGCGGCCAUGGGCCCGCCUCCGGCAUCGAGCCAAAACUACGGAUUGGGUUAUCCGACUAGGUGAACGGUCGGGAAUAAGUGGUUCAUUUGUCUCACAUAUACUUGCCCGGUUUUUGUUGCCUCGCCUCGUUUGCUUAGGAACAAACAGAGCUUCCUAAAAGGCACAGCAUAUUUUCUUUUGCUGGCCGUGGUCUCAAAUCUAAAGCAUUGGUGCAAUCUGGAUUCCACUUCAUUUUAUUUCUUUUCGUCGAGCAGGUACACGGCGAAAUUUCAAGAUCACCUCGUCUCAUGGUUAUUUUUCUCCGUGCCCUCACUCUCAGAAGGCUCUAUAUCGAUAUCCCAUUCCAAAGUCAUAUUGUCACUUGUCAUACAACGGAUUAACGCACAGAUGUCUCUAAAAACCAACAAGAUCUUGCCGAUCACUUACAAGCAUCCCCAACAGUUAGGCUUGCUUGAAAGAGGUCCCCACAACUACCUAGGUAGGUGAGAUAUAUACCUGCUGUCUAGACGCUAGGUGUAGGG
Molecule: messenger RNA, 2903 nt
Organism: Gaeumannomyces tritici R3-111a-1
Lineage: Eukaryota; Fungi; Ascomycota; Sordariomycetes; Magnaporthales; Magnaporthaceae
Product: STE/STE7/MEK1 protein kinase
Exons: 6
Coding region: 947-2176 (409 amino acids)
Biological process (GO): protein phosphorylation
Molecular function (GO): protein kinase activity; ATP binding
Source: RefSeq, a predicted model, not a curated record